This is a messenger RNA of Alosa alosa (allis shad), 2960 nucleotides long. It is a transcript of the gene chchd3b, whose product is annotated as coiled-coil-helix-coiled-coil-helix domain containing 3b. Gene Ontology annotation, cellular component: mitochondrion; MICOS complex. Bases 115 to 2466 code for a protein of 783 amino acids. Gene Ontology annotation, biological process: inner mitochondrial membrane organization. NCBI's taxonomy places the organism in Eukaryota, Metazoa, Chordata, Actinopteri, Clupeiformes, Clupeidae. The transcript is spliced from 9 exons. The record is from RefSeq and is a predicted model, not a curated record.
GGGAUAGUACUCCUAACCUCCUUGAAUCCCUGCGUUGUGGGUAGAAUACACGCUGUACUUAAAAAAUACUACAACACAUUUUGUUACAGACAAGUGUCUUUUUUUUUUACAAGUAUGGGGAAUAAUAAUAGUCAUUCCUCUUUUGAGUCAGACGAUCAUGGAGGCGUUACGUUUGUGAAGGGCAUUCGGCUUUCUGAUAAAGUCAUUGACCGAAUGAGGGAGUCACCAAGAAAGGCCUGUCCACGGCCAGGUCAAAAAGCUGCCUCCACACCCCAUGCUGUGCCUGCUUCUCCCCAACCCAGACUCACACCCAUACCCACUGCUGAACGACUGGUCCCAGUUUUGCCUCAGUCUCCUCAUUUUGUGAGCACUCUACUGCCUCCUCCACUUAUCAAGCCAGUGCCAAUCAUUGAAACACUGCCAAGCCCUCCCCUCCAACAUUCCUUUGAGGAAGUCAAAACACAGUCCCCGAUACCACCUAAAGAGCAGCGGUCAAUAACUCCCACAACUCCUGCAGAAGGCAAAGUGGAGCCUACACCAUCAGUAAAAGAAGUUGUAGCCUCACCAUCUUCACUUCCAGAAUCAGUUGUCAGCUCUUCACCCACACCUGUAACUGAAGCCAUUCCCUCACCUGUUCAGGCGACACGUAAAGUUGUUUCUACUGAACCUGUAGCCUUACCACCCUCUCCACCUGUUGAUGUGCCAACCUCAACAACGCCUUCAUUGGUUGUAACACCCAUCCCUCCUCCUCCAGUUGAGCGUGUGGCUGAAUUUCUACCUUCACCUGAGCCUAAAGUCAUACAAAUGCCUUCUGUUGAACCUACAAUUGUGCCUGUGGAAUCCGAACCUUUACCUACACCUCCUGUUGAACCUUUGAAUGUACCCUCUCCUUCAACUGAGUAUGUUAACGAAUCUCUUCCUGCACCUGAGCCUAAAGUCAUACAAAUGCCUUUUGUUGAGCCUACAGUUGUACCUGUAGCUAUGGAACCUGAACCUUUACCUACACCACCUGUUGAACCUUUGAAUGUUUCUUCUCCUUCAGUUGAGCGUGUCACUGACUUUCUACCUACACCUGAGCCUGAAGUCAUACAAAUGCCUUCAGUUGAACCUACAGUUAUACCUGUAGCUGUGAACCCUGAACCUUUAUCUACACCUCCUGUUAAUCUUUUGAACGUGCCCUCUCCCUCCGCUGAAGCUGAGACUCCGUCUACACGGCCAUCCAAAGAGCCUAUAGUCAUACCACAACCUUCAGCUGAUGAACUUGUAGUUGUACCCACACUUCCCACUAUUGAGCCUGUAGCUGAACCCACUCUUGUUCCCGCUGGACCUGUCGCUGAACCUGUACCUCCAGUUCAGCCCCUAGAUAUACAAGUCCACCUUGUGGAACCAACAAACGUACCCGCACUUCCGGUUGAAGCUAUUGCUGCACCUGAGCAUUCUGAAGACUCUGUUAUACCCGUAUCCCACCCAGUUGAACCUGUAGUCACACACACGUGCCAUCAUGAACCUGUAGCUGUGUCUUCCCCGACUGAAACUACAGGCACGGCUGCUGAGGCCAUUUUUUCACCAGUGCCUUCUGCUCCCACACCUCUACCUAUUACAGAAGAAACUGAGGCAAUUGCUAUGCCCUCACCCUCUGUAGUGCCCUCAGUCCCGCUGCUUGCCCUGGAAGACCAUGCAGAUAUGCUUCCAAACCCUUCAGCUGCCACUCCUCCUGCCAGUGGACUAUUAGCCUUGCAAGCAGGAUCAGAUAGUCCACCUCCCCCACCUGAGAGGCCUGUGGACACCCAUCCAAUCCCCUCCCUCCUUGAUACCAUGAGCCCUCCCCCUCAGCUACCUCCUCCUAAAACACCUGUGGUCAAUGAAGGUGAAUUGAGAACACAAAUCAAAGGUGAACUACAGAGACUACUGGAGCAGGAGAUGAGCCAAGCACAAUUAAGGAUUCAGAAACAAUUAGAAGAGGAGAAACUCCGAGCCAGGGCCCUCGCUCAGGUGGCUGCUCAGGCCCAGAUCCAGGAGCAGGUAAAGAAGGUGUUGGAUGAGGAGAGGGCUGCCCACCAGAAGUCCUUAAAAGAGACCAUCAUGAAGGAGCGCAUGAACACUGAGGAUGAGCGCCUUAUUGCCCAGUAUUAUUGGUUGGAGCGGAAGGCUCAGAAGCUGGAGGAGAGAGAUCAAGACCUGAAGAAACAAGAUGUCCUUUAUAGGGAGCAGAUCAACAAGCUGGAAGAGAAGAGUACGCUAUUUUACAAGGUCACUAGUGAGAACUUCCGCAAGGGGAAAGAGGAUGCGCACAAUCGCUUCAAGAGAGUUCAGAUUAAACCUGCUUGUUCUGAGCUGCAAGAACAGAUAAUGAAGUGUUAUAAGGACAACCAAGGCCAGACCUUAGCCUGUUCCAAUAUCGCCUCACUCUACAUUCAAUGUGUGGACAAAGCCAAACAAAAAGCGAAGACGAGUAUUGGGGCGUAAACCUGAUAAAUCUCAGGAUGGCAGCAGCAUCCAUAUACAAUCCAACAUGUCCUAAAGUGAGAUCAAGCCAUAAGAGACCGUUUACAGUGUACUCUUUUUCUGAACAGGAUCUCCAAUACAAAGGUUUCAAUGCUCUUAACAAUCCACUGUGUAGUGACAAAACCUGUAGAUUUGUGAAGGCCCUGUCGGGGACAUAGGCCAUGCAAGACAAGAACUGGAAACAUUGUAGUUUGUUGACUCUUCAUGUUCCACAAAUGCAUUGUUAAUGUACACAGUAUUGCACCACCAACCCAGAAGUUAACUACAGGAUGUUCACACUGCUCAUAUGGCGGAGGACUGAAUUAUCAGAAUUGCAAUAAUUGUACAAUCACUUAACAAAUUUGCAAUCAACAAAAUGCCAAGGGUUAGGUGGAUGCAUGCUGAUUUUAAAUCUUUAUAAUUUGAAUUACAGUAUGAAUGUGAAGCCAAAUAAAAGGGAAAAUUCUUUAAAAUUA